Cyclocybe aegerita is the source of this 2493-nucleotide messenger RNA. Lineage: Eukaryota; Fungi; Basidiomycota; Agaricomycetes; Agaricales; Hemipholiotaceae. The record is from the annotation of a GenBank genome assembly.
AAUGUCGAAUCCCCUCUCCAGCAUGGACACCAGGAGCACCAACAGUGAAGAGCACGUCGCGACAUCUGAACAUCCUACCGAAUAUCACCCUCCUCCUUUGCCUCACACUCCCACUCUUCAGCGCCAACGCUCAGCACCACCGGCAUCACCUGGGCCAUACCCGAGUCAACACCACCACCUAGAAGCUGGUUCACGCACGCAGCAAUCCCUUACCUAUGCCGAAACUCGGAGCUCCAUCAACCUCAAAUACGAAGGGUACACCGCUGGGAACCCAUUCCGACCUUCAAGCCGGGCGCAUCGGGUCUCAUCUGAGACUACAUACGACGACAUCGAAGCGAUCGGCCACCCGAAUGAGCUUCUAGCACUCGGCUCGCGAUUCGAGUCCUCGACGUCGGUGUUGGGGAUGAACAGGAGUACCAGCUCCGUUGGAAGUGGACAGAGUCGGGGAUAUGCCGCUAAUGACUCUUUGAAUCUAUCGAGCCAUGGAAAUCGGGUACCGGAGAACCUCACUUACGAUAAUAUUCCCCCGAUGAUACCUGCAACAGAUGCCCUCGACGGAGUUGGUCCCUCAGUAGGAGAAAUGCGAGGGGAGAGGAGUCCAAGUCCGGGCGAGCAACAACAGCGACGGGAGGACCAUGAGCGACAUGAAGGGAAGGAGACAGAUAUCGACUGGGAGGCCCAGGCCCGCCGCCCACUGCGUCGACGCCCACUUUCUACAAUCACAUCAUCGACUGCCCAAGCCGAGAGUAGAAGCAAGAACAAGGAAUUCCUACUCGACUUGCAGUAUCAAGCUACUCUCCUUGUGCUGCUUCGCCUGCCCAUGCUAUAUUUCUCGCGGGUGGCCCAAAUAUUCGAGGAGGCAGAUUUAACCAAGGAACAGCUCAAAUAUAUGUACUGUCAAGCAACGGAGACGAAAUUCGACCACAUGUACUCCAUACACAAGUCACCAGACUUUGACGAAUUGUAUCCGGUCUACAAAACCUUCAAGUAUUCAUGGGAGUCGUUCGUCGAGUCCCUCUUGAAAGAGUGGAAGACGUUCAACAUUAUUUCCGCUUUGCUAUUGGGAGCCAUCUUGACUCUCUUCCAGAUCCCCGGAGUCGCAAACGAUCCAUUGAUUAAAUUUACAGCCCUUUUAUCCCUCUUGUGCGCCUUGAUAAGCCUCCUUCACGGAUGCAUGUACAUCAUCCGCUUUGGAACUAUGAGAAAGACAUACGUCGCCGUGGAAUGGGCACUGGAAGCUCAGAAGUUGCGCAACCCCUUGUGGAAUACGUGGACUGUAUUGGCGUUGCCGGCAAUUUGGCUAACCUGGUCGAUCGUCCUGUAUCUCGUCUGCAUCUUUUCAUACGUGUGGAGGACGAUCCCGGCGGACGGCGAGAAGUCGCCGUACGCAUGGAACGACCACCUCGUUUUGGCCGCUCGGAUACUGUUCUCGAGCACUUUCGGUGUGGGUAUGAUCCAUGGCUUCUUUGUGAUCCGCACCUUCCGUCGGUGGGGGUCGCUCACAGAAAAGCAAUGGAUCAAACGUGUCCAUCAUUGGAAGCAGAAGAGGUCAACCAAUCCGAUAAUCCAGGAAAGUGAGCGAACCAGAUCCGAGUCACAGAGCACCAUCUUCUCCAAGGCUGGAGACGUUAUCGUGAACGGCUUUGAGACAGUCACUAUCCCUACGACACCACCAUCUGCACCUGCAGUAGCUGUUGAGCCACCGACACCACCUGGACGGGAAAGUCGCUUUCAAACCUUCCGCACAAGAUAUGCCGGGAGACGAAGCCCACCAGGCGCAACGUCAUCAUCACAAGCGACGCAAGUGAUGCCUUAUAACGUAGAGGAUAACCUCACUCUGCCUCCGUCGUCGAGACGAAGAUGGGCAUCUUCGCUGAAAUCUGCGUUGAAACGUCAAUCACCCGAGAGCGCAGGCGCGACGCAGACAUCCCAACUUGACCCAAGGCCACCAUUAACACGCAGACCAUCACAGAAGUCCGUGCGCUUUUCAGAUCCUCGGGUGUCUCAGCUCAUCCAACGACUUCCUUCUGCACAAUCCCUGGAGCGAGUAAGACUAUCGCGCACAAGCUCAAGAACUGACCAGGCGGAUCCCGGGCCCGAACACCAGUCAUACGAGGCUGUCAUGGAGGCAGACGAAAGCACAGAAGACACCUCGGGCAUUAUGGUGGCGAUUCCGGAAAACACGCGAGAGGAGAGUCGAGUUCAGCCGGUGGCUCCCACCUCGAUCUUUGAUGACAAAACACAAGGCAGCAGUGAAGGAGAAGCCAUGCGUAUCCCUCCACAGGUCUACCAGCAUCCCAUUGCCCCAAUAUCAGAAAGAACGAAUUCAACUCGUUCCGAGUCGAUAGAAAUUGACAUCGUCGCCGAAGAAGAUAUUGCAGAGGACCUUCGGGAGGGGCAAAGGAUGGAUACUAUUCACGAAAGCGAAGAAAAGGAGACCCAGAAAGUAGUACACAUGAUACCGCGUUCUUCCAGUCCCGACUCUAAGGUUUA